AAAAGAAGAAGAGAGAACACGCGGAACAUUAAAAGAGAAGAACUAAAAUCAUUAAAUUAAAAUGCAUCAUUUACAAAUUCAGCAAUCAAAGGAAGAGUUAUUACAGCUAUUGAGAGCCAACGAAGUGCAUUUUGACGUCGGGGCUACCAUACACCAAUUGCGCAUUGCGGCAAACACUUUGUUCAAAAUGAGCGUCAAGCAUGAGGCUGGCCCGGAUGAAGAACAUGGUCAGGCAGCUGCAAACAACAUUGUGUUGCAAGAUCGGGCUGUUGGCGGCAGCAUGGUUUCGCGGCACCAGACAAGCAAAAUCGUGUCUCAAGAUCAAGCUGCGGGAGGCGACACCGACGUACAAGACAAGAUAGCCAAUGCAGAACCUCUUGCGCAGCACGUUGCUCAGAUUGGACUGGAUAAGCGCACGUUUCGAGAGGAUCUGGCUGAUGUUUGUCAGGGAGUAGCGGGACUUCAAACAACGCUUCGCGACAUGGAACGGAACCAAGUUGGUACAAAAAUGGCCGCAAAUUUUUCACGGGUUGAUAACGCAGAUAUAAUGGCGGUAGUAGAGCCCUUUUCGGGAGAGGAUGGCAUUUCUGUCAAAAUAUGGAUUGAAAAGUUUGAAACUGCAUGUGCAGUGUUGGGAGUACCACUCAAUCGUUAUUGGUUGCGAGGCGUCUUUUUAUUGGACCAGCAAAAAGUUCCUUCGCUUAUCAAGGUGCUGCUGAUUGGGAUGCUUUGCGAACUCAGAUGAUGAAUGUUUUUGGACGUAAAAACACAAAACUGGAGAUAUGUGAGCAGCUCAGACGCAGUAUUGCACAUCAAGCUGAGUUGGAAGAUCGUGAUUUAAUUAAGCACAUUGUUGACGGA
This is a messenger RNA of Drosophila suzukii, 861 nucleotides long. Lineage: Eukaryota; Metazoa; Arthropoda; Insecta; Diptera; Drosophilidae. The record is from RefSeq and is a predicted model, not a curated record.